AUGUUGGUCAAGUCGGUAAGUCUGUUUGAUGGGUUUUUUGAUGUUAAGAUUGGGCGAAGAUGAUGAAAACGAUGUUUUAGUCGAUGUUUAGAGUCUCUGAAAAAGUCCACGCGGCACGAAACCGUAAAUUCGACGAGCCGGAACGACGAGAAAUCACGUACGCCAGGAGAACAGCACUCAGAGCACAGCAAGAGGUCUUUCAACAAGAUUCUGACAAGAAAAACGAGGACAGGUACCAAGAACACCAUCAAUAACGUCACUCCACGGACGAGACGAGCUCCCCACCCCUUGGAAGUUGUCUAAUGCGAACCUGACCGUAAGUAAUCAUCGGAGACAUGGUCCAGUAGAUGUCGAUCUUCAACAGUUGUAAAUUGGUCCAAAUGAGAAGGUCCAGGUACUUCCUCGUGUCAUCAAGUGGUGUCUUACACGAAACCCCGGUUAUAAGCCAAAAUAAGUCAAUGGAUAUAAAGAAUAUAAAGUAAAGUAAGUAUUUAUUCAAGUAUUUUAUAAAUUACAAUUUUAAAAAGAUAUGGAUAUCCAUUUGUAAUGGCUGAUGUUUCAGGGCUCCAACGGGACCGCUGGACAUGGAUGGGAGAACAUGACCCACCGAGAUGUUCAUCUUGGAACUACGACAUCUGAAACAGCUGGAAGAAGUCAAAAAAAUCUUUACCUGAUCCAAGGAGCAUGUUAG
Messenger RNA from Bursaphelenchus xylophilus (pine wood nematode), 691 nucleotides. The record is from the annotation of a GenBank genome assembly. NCBI's taxonomy places the organism in Eukaryota, Metazoa, Nematoda, Chromadorea, Rhabditida, Aphelenchoididae.